Theobroma cacao (cacao) is the source of this 1243-nucleotide messenger RNA. It is a transcript of the gene FRU, whose product is annotated as FER-like regulator of iron uptake. The record is from RefSeq and is a predicted model, not a curated record. Gene Ontology annotation, cellular component: nucleus. Lineage: Eukaryota; Viridiplantae; Streptophyta; Magnoliopsida; Malvales; Malvaceae. Gene Ontology annotation, molecular function: protein dimerization activity; sequence-specific DNA binding; DNA-binding transcription factor activity. Gene Ontology annotation, biological process: regulation of DNA-templated transcription.
AUUCUAAUUUAUAAGUUAUAACAGCUAGUCAGCCACACCUCUCACAAUCAGGCAAUGCAUUGUAACCAAUGGAUGCAUCCAGAGAUUACGCGCUGGAGCACCCUAACGACUUUGAGCUACAUGAUUUCAUUGAUGAGCCUAACUUCGAUCAGUUCAACGAUCUGAUUCGUGGAGAAAACGAAGAUUCUGUUGCAGAUUUUGAUUAUGAUCUUGUCAAUGGCUGUUUUGUUGAUAAGCAGAUUCGGUCAACUCCUGGAGAUGCUUUUGGCUUCGAUGCUACAAGAGCCAUGGUGCCGGAUCCUAAUUACAUUUACAAUGCAUUGUCAAGUUUUGAUGGGGACAUAAUGAAGUACGGAGAGGAAGAUAAUGACGAUGAUGAUGAGAACUCUUCCGGAACAACCACAACCACUAUCACAACAGCGACAAAGAAAGCAAAGCUUGAUCGGUCAAGAACUUUGAUUUCGGAGCGGAGGAGGAGGGGUCGGAUGAAGGAGAAGCUCUAUGCAUUGCGUUCCCUGGUUCCUAACAUAACCAAGAUGGAUAAGGCUUCCAUAAUUGGAGAUGCUGUGAGGUAUGUGCAAGACCUGCAAAUGCAGGCUAAGAAGCUAAAAGCUGAGAUUGCGGGUCUUGAAGCAUCAUUGGCAGGGUCAGAAAGGUACCAAGAACCAAUUGAUAAGCCUGUGAAGAUUCAAGUUGCACGGAACAGCCAUCCUAUGUGCAAGAAGAUUACGCAGAUGGACAUGUUUCAAGUGGAAGAAAGAGGGUUUUACAUUAGAUUGGUGUGCGACAAAGGUGAAGGGGUUGCAGUAUCACUUUACAAGGCUCUUGAGACCCUUACUAACUUCAAAGUCCAAAAUUCCAAUCUGAACACUGCUUCUGAGAGAUUUGUAUUGACAUUUACUCUAAAUGUCAGAGAUUUCGAGCUGUCCAUGAACUUGCCAAACCUGAAGUUAUGGGUGACUGGGGCUCUCCUGAACCAGGGAUUUGAGUUUACAACACCUUUAUCUUCCUAGUCUUGUCUCUUCUAAACCUGUUAACGAUGUCUGCAGUGCAGAUCAUCGGUGAGCAUUGAGUUCCUAAGUGCUGGCCUGUUAUGAACAGUUUUCUCUUCUGACAAGGCUUGCAUAUCUGUGGCUUUUAGAUCUCACAUGCGAGACUGAAACUUUGUACUAAUACGUGCAUCGGUAUCCCUGUUGCCGCAAACUGAACUAGUAAUAUCAGGCCAGUAACUUCUAAUGGACAA